GUCAGUUCAGCGCGUCUGGCCUGGAUUGGUGCGGUUGAAAUUUACACGUCGCCCAAGUCAGUGCUCAGGUGCGCCGCAUCACAAGCAAUCACCAAGCGUGCGGAUUGGAAGUCAUGGGCGUAUUCGAGGGAAAGUUCCCACAGUGGGCAUAUCUGAUCGGCUAUAAUACCAUCUCGGCCCUUCUUUGGAUCUUUAUCUUCGGCAGGAGCGCGGCGCUUGCACUGAGCAAUGGUCUGGGCCAGGUGUAUCUGUUUCCCAGCGUCAGGAUCACGCUCCUGCUCACCCAAAGCCUGGCCGCACUGGACAUCUUGCACUCCGUUCUAGGUCUUGUCAAUGCCCCCGUGCUCACCAGCUUCGUUCAAGUCGCUGGUCGAAGCACCGUCCUCUGGCUCGUCAUCGAGAAUUACCAGUCCUCUGCUCUCAGUCCCUUUUACGGUCUGAUGGUUCUUGCCUGGAGCGCUGCAGAUGCCAUUCGAUACCUGUACUUCGCUACAAAACUUGUCGGUGGCCACCAGUACCGCACCCUAACCUGGGCUCGCUACAGCGCUUUCUACGUGCUGUACCCGCUCGGCAUCGCUGGCGAGGUUGGUGUUGUGUAUAACACCGUGUCAGAAGCAUGGAGGCUCGGAUAUCACUCCCACGCGUGGGCUUACAUUGCCGCCUCACUACUUUACAUCCCGGCUGCGCCUACUCUGUUCAACCACAUGAUACGGCAACGGAGGAAAGUGUUUGCUGCUGGGAAGAAUUGAGUUCAGAUUACUGAGCUUCACUGUGCUGUGUAUCUGACUGCCCAGGCACGGUCUCGUCCUGACGCGUCACGGCAUCCCAGACAGACGCCGCAGUGCAAGGACAUCACAAACCUUGUGAAGCCCGGCAGUUGAUCUCAAGCCAUCUUAAUAUGGUGCGCCAUAAAGCGUUGAAUUGACCAUAAUUCACGCCCUAAACGGGACUCACAUGCAGGAAAUGGGCCGCAGCCAAUCCAGGCUCUGUCUCACUUUUGCCUUUUCGGAUAUCUACAUUCAGUCCAUCUCUUAAUGAGCACGGAUUUAGACGUCAUCGCGACAGCUUGGGCUGGCCGUUCGAUCUGAGCAUCUUGGCUAUUGGACGAAGCAUUGCGUCUGUGGCCUGACUGAUUUGUCAGAAAUUAGUCCAGGGUCUUACAACGGCCCACCAGCAUUCGCAUCAACUGAAGAAUGAGACGCUGCUGCUGUCUUGACCAGAUCCUGUUCUGGAUAUUCGAUGCCUCGUGAUGGGGAUCUGGGCACCGUCUUCUGUCGGCCCAGCCUGAACAUAAUACUGUGCCGCUCGUGUUGUUUACUUGGCACCGUCAGCUUUAGUCAGGCUGACCUUUCAUUACGUUGAGAACCUGCCCGUCAACGUAGCACCGUCUCCGACGGCCAGGAAUUCUUGUUCUACAUCUUGUUAUUCGCCUUUCUGACUCACUUCCCAAGGGUUCUCCCGAUUCCUGACCGCGGCUUUGAAGUGACAUGUGAUGUGCCGACUGCAAUGAUUUUGGUCUCAAUAAGUCAUGAUAUGAAUUGGUCUAGAUCUCACAUGUGGUGUAGCUCCCAAGAUGGCCUGGUUUCAUCGGAAUGCUGUUUUAGUGUAAGUACUCCACCGUUUCCACGACGUGUCUGAGCGCAGAUUGGCCCAACGACCAAUGUUGGCUUUCACACCGUGCAACCACUGAGACAAACUCCCAUUACAUUUGAUGUGCCGAACGCC
Diaporthe batatas is the source of this 1725-nucleotide messenger RNA. RefSeq lists its product as uncharacterized. Gene Ontology annotation, cellular component: endoplasmic reticulum membrane. Gene Ontology annotation, biological process: very long-chain fatty acid biosynthetic process; fatty acid elongation; sphingolipid biosynthetic process. NCBI's taxonomy places the organism in Eukaryota, Fungi, Ascomycota, Sordariomycetes, Diaporthales, Diaporthaceae. The transcript has 4 exons. The coding region runs from base 114 to 749 and encodes 211 amino acids. The record is from RefSeq and is a predicted model, not a curated record. Gene Ontology annotation, molecular function: 3-hydroxyacyl-CoA dehydratase activity.